Cajanus cajan (pigeon pea) is the source of this 270-nucleotide messenger RNA. The record is from RefSeq and is a predicted model, not a curated record. Lineage: Eukaryota; Viridiplantae; Streptophyta; Magnoliopsida; Fabales; Fabaceae.
CAAUGUUGCAUAGGGAAAUUGGCUGUGGCAAAGGCACAUGAAUUGGGGGUUGGAAAGGUGAACCACAAGCUAGGGUUUGCACAGCUAUAUGGAAUGUCAGAGGCACUUUCCUUUGGUUUGAGCAAUGCAGGGUUUCAGGUUAGCAAGUACAUGCCUUUUGGGCCAGUUGAAAUGGUUAUGCCUUACCUCCUCAGAAGGGCUGAAGAGAAUAGAGGGCUCUUAGCUGCUUCAGGCUUUGAUAGGCAACUUAUGAGAAAGGAGUUGGGGAGG